AUAUGGCUUUCAAGUUUGUAUUCGCACUCGCCUUUGUCGCCGCGGCCAGCGCUGGCUAUAUACCCGCUGCUCCAGUAUACCACGCCGCACCAGCCGUCGCCGUGCACGCAGCACCUGUGGCCGUAGCCCAAAAGGUUGUUGUGAAAUCGGAAGAAUAUGAUCCUCAUCCUCAAUACAAAUUCUCUUAUGGCGUCGAUGACAAACUCACCGGUGAUUCCAAGAGCCAAGUGGAGGAACGUGAUGGUGAUGUGGUCCAUGGUGAAUACUCUCUCAUUGACGCUGACGGUUACAAACGCACCGUUCAGUACUCUGCUGAUCCCAUCAAUGGCUUCAACGCCGUCGUGAACCGUGAACCUCUCGUUAAAGCUGUCGCCGUCGCUCCAGUUGUAAAGACUGUUGCUCCAGUUGCUCACUAUGCCGCUCCAGUCUCUCACUACUCAGCCCCCGCAGUGGUCAAGGCCGUUGCCCCCGUAGCUCAUUAUGCUGCCCCAGUGGCUCACUACGCCGCUCCAGCUGCCCAUUACACAUCAUACGCCGCUCCUGCAUACCAUCAUUAAUUCGAAGAGAAGUGAACAGUUUCGAAUACUCUUUUAAAUGGACGAGUGUGUAAACGCACAACGAAUUGUUAAUAAUUUUAUUCUAAUUUAU
Messenger RNA from Bactrocera latifrons, 648 nucleotides. RefSeq names its product larval cuticle protein A2B-like. Lineage: Eukaryota; Metazoa; Arthropoda; Insecta; Diptera; Tephritidae. The transcript has 2 exons. Gene Ontology annotation, cellular component: extracellular matrix. The record is from RefSeq and is a predicted model, not a curated record. The coding region runs from base 3 to 557 and encodes 184 amino acids.